AAGACAUUUCUACUAAGGAAUCCUAACAUCUUACGUAAAAUAUCUUUAGUGAAUCCUAUAGGAUAUUAUUUGACCAGUUCUACAAAGGUCGCAUCACGACAUUAUGUUUAUUAAUCAACGUCCUAAAAGUGACGUCACAAACUUUUUCUCUGCGCCACCUUCCCAAUCGGCUUCAUCUUUCCCACUUGGAAAGUUACUUCAUUUCGCUGGGGAACUUAGUUACCUUAUUUAUUCUCUCUUAAUAUACUGCAAUGCCUAGUAAGAAGAGUAAAAAUGUACUCAAUCGAAAGAAACCUGUAAAACUAAGUCUGGCCGAGUUUCACAAUCAGCUGGAUGAAAUGCAAACUGCAAAGACUUGUGAAAAGACGAGCGCGGAGAACUGGAAACAUUUUUUCUCGAAUGGCAGUGGAAUAGCCAAUGGAACUCGUGGUCGUGGCGUUUGUUGUGAAAAGCUUUCAAUAGUUGACCAAAUCGAGGGACGUGCUAUAGUUCAGAAUGGAGCGACUACCAAAGCGAGAGGGAUAUUUGAAAGUACAUUGAAUAGUGUGGCAGAGCGAAAGAAACAUUCAGAAAAGUUGGAUAAUUCCAAGAGUGCAAAUCAAACCGUAAAACCCGAAAAUAGCGAUAUCAAAAUAUCAUUACUGCAGAGACCUAAUCCCCAGGAUGCUACCCAAGCACGGAGCAAAACGCGAGUUCGAUCCGCUGGCCGAAUUCCCGCGCCGCCAAGAAAGGUGCCCAAAGAACUGGAGGAUCUGGAUCGCAUGACUUCAGCGGAUUUCCGACACGAUACCGCCGCUCGUCUGGAUGUAAUGCGAAACCGGCAGAAGGAUCAGGCACACAUGUACUUCUUUCAAUCUGUCAUCCAUCACCAACGGCAUCUCAUCAAGGAUCGCACAAUCCUGGUACUCUGCUGUGGCACUGGAACACUGGCCCUUAUGGCAGCCCAAAUGGGAGCAAAAAGGGUGUACGCCGUGGACUACUCCAAGGUGACUGGCUAUACAACCUUGGUGGUGCGGCAAAAUGGCUAUGAAGGUGUGAUCACGGUCAUGAAUGGUCGCAUGAAGGAUCUUAAACUCCCGACGAAAGUAGAUGGCAUCAUAUGCAACUGGAUGGGUUACUGUUUGCUCUACGAAUCGGAGAUAUUGGAGGUGCUCGAGGCGCGUGAUCGCUGGCUAAAGAAAGGCGGCUUUAUUCUACCCGAUCUGGCAGCUCUUUAUCUGGUUGCAUCCGAGGAACACAAACUGAAGAGCGAAAGAUGCAAUCAUUGGCGCAAUGUCUACGGAUUUAAUAUGAAUGCCAUACGUCGAUAUGCGCUGGCUGAACCUUGUGUGGCCCUAACGACCGGCAAAAAACUUCUGACGAUGGCUCAUUGCGUUCUCAGACUAGAUUUGAAAAGAGCCAGAAGAGAGGAUCUGUUUAUAGAUCGAAACAUUAGACUAAGUGUCAAUAGAGAGGGAUAUCUCGAGUGCUUUCUUCUCUUUUUCGAAGUGCAGUUUAGUAAUAGCUUAAACUUUAAGCUGAGCUGUAAUCCCUGCUUAAAGUCGCCUUUCAAAUCGCUUUGGAUGCAAUCGGUACUCUUUGUGGAGCAGCCCUUUGUAAUGCGAAAAAAUAUUCACUACACGGGUAACCUGAAGUUCAAGACACUAAAACCGAAUAAAUUCAACGAAAUGGAGAUAUGUAUUGAGUUUUACGAGGGUAGAGAGUACGAUUACGAUUUGGUCAUGUGCACCCUUCGGGUGGCCAAAAGAUGGCUCAUGCUGGAGGGCUUUCAGACUUUGAGUGAUGUGGAGAGCUGUCAGGACGAGCAGGGGGAGACUGGUGGCCUGUACCUUUAGAUGCUAUCGGUACAGACGGCCGGCUGCGCGGGAAUGGAGCGGCUCGGCGUUCCGACCCGCACAUCUUUGAGCACACCACCCGAUGAUAGGGAUCAAUUUAGAUGUAGAAUGCGCGUGGAUGCGCUCCAGGCACGUGAGCUUCUGGCUGUACGUGGCGAGACUGUGAUUCGCGGCGCCGGCAACAAUCAGCAUCAGCAGCAACACCAUCUCCAUCACAGCAGCAGUAGCAGCAACAAGCAACAACAUUCCCACCACCAGCAACAACGCAUGACAACUCCAAGCACGCACAACUCCAGUGGCGGCAGCGGCGGAGGAGGAGGAGCAGCAGCAGGCGGUGACCACCAACACCACCAUCAGCAACACCAGCUGGGCAACAGCAGCAGCAGCAACAACAACAAUAGUAUUAGCAGUAAUGUGGCGCGCGGCGGCAUAGAAGCCACCACGCUGAAGUACGGAAACACGGGCAGCGGGAGCGGUAGUGGUUGCUACAAGGGCGACUGCGGCAACUCCUCAACCGGAUCCUCGUGCAGUUCGCUGCAGAGCCAUAGCAACGACCACCACCAACAUUACCAGUACCAGCUGCAGCAGCAGCAAACUCCCCGCUGUCCCCAUCACGUACCACUGCCGGACAGCGAGUACGGACAAGAUCGACACCUGCAGAUCAGGAGCAGCUAUCAGCAAUCGGAGAUCACCAGAUCAUACACGAAGCCGCCGCCCAACAAGACAGUGCGGGAUGUGCCCGAGCAGAUCUCGGCGGGCGGCUGUGGCGUCUCCAGCUCCAGCUACCGUCUCACCACGCUCCAGGCCGCCUCCUCAACGUACACGCCAGCGGGCGUGUCAGUGUCCGCCUCCUCAUCGUCCAGCAAAUCGAAGCCGAAUGCCAUAACCAAGUUCUUCUCGCGGAUCAGUUCGCCCAAGUCGCCGCCGAGCUGUACAAUGACCUCGGUCGCCACAGCUUCCCCAGCAUCCUCCGUCUCCAUGUCGUCGUCCGCCUCCUCGCUUGCUUCCUCCGCCUGUGUGUCCACCUCGUCGUCAGCCUCCUCACUGGCUGCUGCGCCUACGCUGCCGGUGUCCAAUGCAUCCCUGUUGAAAAGCACGGCCUGUGGCUAUGGCACAAAUCCCAGCGGGAUCUAUGCAGGCCUGGGACCGAGCACGCAACUGCUUACGAGCCUGGGAACCGGAACAAGCGGCAACUGCAGUCCCGAACGGAUACCCACACCACCGUUGUCCGUCUCCGUGCCAAUCGGAGCUGGCCUACAGCCGCUGAGAAGUAGCAGCAGCGGGAGUAGCAGCAGUACCGCCAGCCUAGCCGCCGUCGAGACAACCACAACUACAGCCACCACUCAGUCUUCCUUUGCCGCCGGAGCGACGGGGGAUCUCCCGCUGACCACGAUGAGCCGCAAUAAUUCCAACUCUAGCAUGAUGAGCUACCACUGCAGCUGCAAUGGCCGAAAUUGCAGCCACUGUGCGGCCAACUCAUAACUGAGCUCGUGUUAAGUUUAACUACAUUAAACAAAUCUGGUGGUGCGGAAACCACUGGAGAUUUUAGAACAUUAGUUAAGUUUCAACAGUUCACUAGCCGAUUUGAACUUCUCAAACCGUAAGACUUUGCAUGGUAUUUGAUCAUAAUUUGUAAACUUACCGCAGGUCUUGUGUCUAAAAAGCUUUACUUGAGGUAAAAUAUUGCCAAAUUUAGUGAAAUACUUAUCUUUUGUUGUCGAAUCUCCAGAGAUUUGUGCGGCACCUCCAAUAUAUAUAUAUACAUAUAUAUAUAUAUAUAUAUACAUAUAUUUUUUUUAUGUUAGCCUAUGUUUAUCUAUUAUGUUAAAGUUUAACAGAUUUAUUUAAUGUAGGUCUGUCGCCAACUUUUGCGCUGGUACGAAAAGACUGUUUAUUAGUCAGAAUUUAAUUUGUAAAUUUGAGUAACGAGAGGAAAGAAAAGUUAGAGAAUGAUACGGAGAAGACAUAUGUAUAGUUGCGCUGCCGCCUUUUAAGCACUCACCACAGACCGUAGAAGGUUCAUUUUUAAGUUAUGUAACAUUAUUUCCAUUCGUCGCUUGAUAAAAGUAAUAAGUCGAGAACGUUUUUGUAAAAACCAAGAAAGCAACAAACUUGAAAGAGACAGACACAAUACCAUAAAAACUGAAGAAAGGGAAUGAGGAAAGUAAAUAACAACACAUAAGUGAAUAUGUAAUUGUAAUUUUAUGAAUGAAUAUUGUAUACACUUUAGUUUCAAUAACUCUAGUUUUAAAUCGAAGCCAACCAACUCUUAACUAUACUCUAUCCCCCACCCCCACCCCCCUAUCCAAAUCCCCUUAUCCCCUAUUAUUAUUGUACGCAAGGCCCAUGUGCUGGAACACACGAAAACACACACAAACAAACAAUUUUUAGUUCAAUUGAAAUUUGUAUUUGUAUAUUUGCUAACGGAAUUACGAUGUAAAG
Drosophila melanogaster (fruit fly) is the source of this 4277-nucleotide messenger RNA. RefSeq lists its product as uncharacterized. Gene Ontology annotation, molecular function: protein-arginine N-methyltransferase activity. The record is from RefSeq and is marked reviewed. The transcript has 4 exons. The coding region runs from base 252 to 1835 and encodes 527 amino acids. NCBI's taxonomy places the organism in Eukaryota, Metazoa, Arthropoda, Insecta, Diptera, Drosophilidae.